AUGUCAGUUAUUGAACCAGACUAUAAAGUACCAUGUAGAAAUACAAUCAUCGUUCGUAUUGAAAAAAUGUAUGAUGAUAAAAUGAUGGAACUAAAGCGUAAUCUAGAAAAUAUAAAAGGUGUAGCAUUAACUACGGAUGGCUGGACGUCUUUGGCUGUAGAUUCUUAUAUAACAAUCACAUGUCACUACUUUAAUGAAAAUUGGGAACUAUGUACUCAAGUAUUAGGGUUUGAAGAAAUGCGAGAAAACCAUACGGCAGAUAAUAUACAAGACAGUUUAAUUAAUAUGAUUGAAACAUGGAAUUUAACCGGUAAAGUCAUAGGGAUAAGUCACGAUAAUGCUGCAAAUGUAACUAAUGCUGUACGAAAAUUACAAGAACGUGAUAUUUAUUCAAGUCCGUGUGCCGCCCAUACAUUGCAAUUAUCUAUUAAUAAAGGUCUUGAGAAUAGAAUGUGUAGCCAUUUAUUAAAAUUAGCCUCAGACAUAGUUGCUGCUUUUAGGCACUCUCCAAAACGAACAAAUGCUUUAGAAAACAAAAUCAGUACACUACAUAAUCAAAAUUAUUGUUAUUAUUUAAAUAUUUAA
This is a messenger RNA of Myzus persicae (green peach aphid), 585 nucleotides long. RefSeq lists its product as uncharacterized. NCBI's taxonomy places the organism in Eukaryota, Metazoa, Arthropoda, Insecta, Hemiptera, Aphididae. The transcript has a single exon. The record is from RefSeq and is a predicted model, not a curated record. Bases 1 to 585 code for a protein of 194 amino acids.